UAGAAAUCAGAAAAUGGCGAACAAUGUCGGCGAUGGACAGGAAGAGAAGCAGCAGGGAAUUCCUCUGCUCACACCCUAUCAAAUGGGAAACUUUCACUUAUCUCACAGAAUUGUUUUGGCACCCCUGACAAGGCAGAGAUCUUAUGGCAAUGUUCCUCAGCCUCAUGCUAUUUUGUAUUACUCUCAGAGAACCACGAAAGGGGGUCUUCUAAUAGCAGAAGCCACGGGAGUUUCUGACACUGCCCAAGGAUAUCGCGAUGCACCCGGUAUAUGGACAAAGGAGCAGGUCGAAGCCUGGAAACCCAUUGUAGAUGCAGUGCACGCUAAAGGCGGUAUCUUUUUUUGCCAGCUUUGGCAUGUUGGCAGAGUUUCAAAUAAAGGUUAUCAGCCCAAUGGACAAGCACCUAUCUCUAGCACAGAUAAGUCAUUUACUCCCCAAAUUCAAGCCAACAGCAUUAAUGAAGCAGAGUUCACUCCUCCACGACGGUUAAGAACAGAUGAAAUCCCUCAAAUCAUCAGUGAUUUCAGACUUGCUGCACGAAACGCUAUCGAAGCUGGUUUCGAUGGAGUGGAGAUCCACGGGGCUCACGGGUAUCUAAUAGACCAGUUCUUGAAAGAUGGAAUCAAUGACCGAACAGACCAAUACGGGGGCUCUCUGGAGAACCGAUGCAGAUUUGCUUUGGAAAUAGUGGAUGCUAUUGCAAACGAGAUUGGAGCUGACAGAGUAGGGAUAAGGCUUUCUCCCUUUGCUAACUAUAUGGAAUCUGGAGACUCAAAUCCAAAGGCUUUGGGACUUUACAUGGCUGAAGCCUUGAACAAGUAUGGCAUUCUGUACUGCCAUAUGGUUGAACCCAGAAUGAAAACAGUUGUGGAGAAGAGUGAAUGCCCAGACAGUCUUUUGCCCAUGAGGAAGGCAUUCAAGGGCACUUUCUUGGUUGCUGGUGGUUAUGAAAGGGAAGAUGGGAUCAAGGCGGUGGCCGAAAACCGAGGCGAUCUCGUUGUCUAUGGCCGCUUAUUCUUGGCCAACCCCGAUUUACCAAAGCGAUUUGAGCUCAACGCCCCUCUUAAUAUGUAUAACAGAGACACAUUCUUUACCUCGGAUCCUGUGGUUGGUUAUACUGACUAUCCGUUUCUUGAAACCACUGCUUGAUAUGAUUCUAGGUGAGCCCCAUGUAUCCCAAAUCAUCAUAACUCUUUAGUUGUAUCCCAAAUCAUCAUAACUCUUUACUUGUAUCCAAUAC
Ipomoea triloba (trilobed morning glory) is the source of this 1241-nucleotide messenger RNA. Its product is annotated as 12-oxophytodienoate reductase 2-like. Gene Ontology annotation, molecular function: FMN binding; oxidoreductase activity. The transcript has 5 exons. The record is from RefSeq and is a predicted model, not a curated record. The coding region runs from base 14 to 1150 and encodes 378 amino acids. NCBI's taxonomy places the organism in Eukaryota, Viridiplantae, Streptophyta, Magnoliopsida, Solanales, Convolvulaceae.